Molecule: messenger RNA, 855 nt
Organism: Aspergillus terreus NIH2624
Lineage: Eukaryota; Fungi; Ascomycota; Eurotiomycetes; Eurotiales; Aspergillaceae
Exons: 2
Coding region: 1-855 (284 amino acids)
Source: RefSeq, a predicted model, not a curated record
AUGCCCCCAAAUGGCGCCUCGUUCACGACGCUCAAUCUCCCCGCCAGUUUCGCCCUCCCAGAAUGCAUGGAAUAUUUCUCCUUGACAGCCGGGCCGAACACCGACCUCUGGCGUAAACCGCCCAAUGGCGACAUUUCGACCGCCCCGAUCGUCUACACCUCGCUGCGCAACCCGUUCGUCAUCGCCGAAGUCACCAUCAGCGCCGACUGGGAGAUGGAAUGGGACCAGGGCGGGCUGGUAAUCUUCGCCGGCGCGGCGCCGCAGUCGUUCUCGUCUGAGGGGAUGCCUAUGCCGACAACAGAGGGCUGUCGCGGGCGGCGGCGUACGGUCCGCCCGUGUAAAUGGGUCAAGGCGGGCAUGGAGUUCUGUUCUGGAGCGGUGCACGCGUCCUCGGUGAGUGCGACAGCCGACGGGGCCGACUGGUGUCUGUCGCCGCUGGGGUUACCGGAUCGAGGGCCCGGGGCAGUGCAUUCGCUCCGCAUCAAGCUGGAACGUAUCGGGCAUUCGCUUUGGAUCUGGUACCAGGUACCGGCCGGGUUAGCGGUAGCGAGUGACGCGACGGAGCGAACGCCCGCGGCAGUGACGGGUUCGUGGAAAAAACUGCGCGAGGUGACCUGGUUCUUCUACGGGGUGGAGGAUAAGUUUGUGCAUGUCGGGGUGUAUGCGAGUCGACCGAAUACGUGGGAGGUGAUGCAUGGCGGGAGUCCGGAUGGCGACAGCCCACCAUGCGAUGCCAGCACAUCCGACGAUCACGCCGGCAUGAUGUGCGGCCCAUCAUGGAUCAACGGCGAGGUCCACUUGAUUUGGCCUUCACAUGAUGGCCCCAUUAUGGGUCUGGUCACUCUGGUAACUUAG